GAGCUCUCUUGGAAUUGUCAAGAAAUGAGACUGUGAUGGGAUCGGGUUGGCUUGUCCCGACGAUCAGUGUGAUGACUCUUCUUGGACGGGCUUGCCCAACCUCGAAGCAUCUUGAGGAGCAAUGCUGUUUGCUGACGCGUGAGGGGCCACUUCUUAAGCAAACCUACCAGUGCGGUAGGCGAUCGGUUUGGUGCAUCCUACUUCCUGUAUAGUAGGCGGCGGGCACAAACCGGUCAGCGGCAGUGGUCAGAGCCGAGAUGGGGAAUUGGACCUAUAGAGGAUGCCCCUCUGGCCCAUGAAACCCGGCUUAUUACGACAGUGGGUCGAUUGGGAAAGGAGCUCGAAAGUCCACCACGGUAUUCGGUGGCGCUCUGGAACCAGCCGAUACGCACGUGUCAGACACGGCAAUCAACGCAAGGCGAUUGCCAAGUCAGCUUGCUCGGAUGGAUGUUUCGGUGGUCAAGCUUGGCCGGACAAGGGUAGAGCGCUGUGAAGGCGGGGCAUGCUGGGGCCCGAAUGCCGGAUGUUUGGGUAUAAAGUCGAGCUUGUCAUGAGGUCCUAUGAGGCACCGGCCCGGGCCACGAAGGGCGGCACUCUGUGAUCCGGGGGGGAGCGUCCCGUGAGACAUGCGCAUGGACCCUCUUUGGAGGGUUGGUGCGCACAGACCCCAGCGGAGGGGGCAGGGAGCUCUCGAGGUGUGGAGGAUCACCUGAUAAAAUGAAGGGAGAUGGUACGGUGGGGGGAGAUGCCCUGGCCAAAACGAAAAAGGUGCCGAGAAAGGCAGGGCCGGCUCUGGCUAAGAUUCAAUGCAGAGCACCGAUCAUUUGAGGAGUCGAAAGGGCAACGGGAAACCGUUGCAGGUUGGCCAGUUCAGCUACCCUGCGCCCUCCUUGGAGGGCGAUGGGUAGAUGGUGUGCCUCCUGGGCUGGAGGCGAACCAGGUCGACGAAGGAACAGCGAGGCCUCGUUUCUAACGGGGCUGAGCGUGGACCUCAGCCUGGAGGGAGGGAUGGAGCACACCCGGCUUGUGCGGGUGUCGUUGUCAUCCCGCCGCAGGCAGGCCGCCGCGGCACGUGGAACGAUUGGGGGGAUGGCUUGCACACUUGGGGCCAACCCAUCACACCCGGCUUGGGGAACCCGGGAGUGAGGCCCGGAGCCUUUGCCAGAGGCUCUGGGCCGAAAAUGGGAAGAAAUGACGGUAUGCGAGCGAGGGAAGGACAGGCGGGUGGCACCGCAGGUCGUUUCCGAGCUCAGCUUGCCCCAGGCGUCGCGAACGCGGACAAGCCUCGAGCUCGCUGGGUCGGGUGGGGUCUGCCGGCCUCAUCCGGCACCGCGUACUCGGGUGCUCUUUCGUGGACCGGCGUGCGGAGGUGUCGGCGAACCGGGGAAUCCGUGUUGCGCAUACCAUACGUCGGGCUGGACCCCGAUGCCUUGCGAGUCGGGUGAUUCCGACCGGGGCGGAGGGAGAAGGGGCCGACGGUGCGCACGCCUCGCUGAGCGGGCUACUCUCAGUUCCCGGGUGAUUCCGGCGAGACAGCCCGUACGAGAAAGGGGAAUGGGCAGACGUCCCAAGAGGCGCGAGCUUCCUUGGGACCGAGGCCCGCGAGGGUGCCGUCAAGGCUCCCGCGCUCCUGGUUACCUUUGGGAAGGGCUACCUGGUUGAUCCUGCCAGUAGUCAUAUGCUUGUCUCAAAGAUUAAGCCAUGCAUGUCUAAGUAUAAGAGGGCAUUUGUUCCCUCGAAACUGCGAAUGGCUCAAUAAAUAAGUUAUUGUUUAUUUGAUGGUGCCCAAUUACUCGGAUAACUGUAGUAAUUCUAGAGCUAAUACGUGCAAAACGUCCCGACCUCACGGAAGGGACGCAUUUAUUAGAGCAAAGGCCAAUGCCGGGCUUGCCCGGUCCAUUUGGUGAAACAUGGUAACUCCGCAGAUCGCACGGCCUUGUGCCGGCGACGCAUCAUUCAAAUUUCUGCCCUAUCAACUUUCGAUGGUAGGAUAGAGGCCUACUAUGGUGGUAACGGGUGACGGAGAAUUAGGGUUCGAUUCCGGAGAGGGAGCCUAAGAAACGGCUACCACAUCCAAGGAAAGCAGCAGGCGCGCAAAUUACCCAAUCCUGACAGAGGGAGGUAGUGACGAGAAAUAACAAUACCGAGCUCUUCGAGUCUGGUAAUUGGAAUGAGUCGAAUUUAAAUCCCUUAACAAGGAUCUAUUGGAGGGCAAGUCUGGUGCCAGCAGCCGCGGCAAUUCCAGCUCCAAUAGCGUAUAUUUAAGUUGUUGCAGUUAAAAAGCUCGUAGUUGGAUAUCCGGGCGGAGGUCUCGGUCUGCCGUUUCGGUUGAUACUGUCUCCUCCACUCUACCUGUCGAGAACACGUCCUCGCCUUCACUGGUCGGGGCGUGGGCACGGCGAUGUUACUUUGAAAAAAUUAGAGUGUUCAAAGCAGGCCACGUUCUGAAUACAUUAGCAUGGAAUAACCGCAUAGGACUCUGGUCCUAUUGCGUUGGUCUCCAGGACCGGAGUAAUGAUUAAAAGGGACAGUUGGGGGCAUUCUUAUUUCAUUGUCAGAGGUGAAAUUCUUGGAUUUAUGAAAGACGAACCACUGCGAAAGCAUUUGCCAAGGAUGUCUUCGUUAAUCAAGAACGAAAGUUGGGGGCUCGAAGACUAUUAGAUACCGUCCUAGUCUCAACCAUAAACGAUGCCGACUAGGGAUCGGUGGAUGUUACAUCCACGACGCCACCGGCACCUUGAGAGAAAUCAAAGUCUCUGGGUUCCGGGGGGGGUAUGAUAAAAAAAGCAGAAACUUAAAGGAAUUGACGGAAGGGCACCACCAGGUGUGGAGCCUGCGGCUUAAUUUGACUCAACACGGGGAAACUUACCAGGUCCAGACAUAGUAACGAUUGACAGAUUGAGAGCUCUUUCUUGAUUCUAUGGGUGGUGGUGCAUGGCCGUUCUUAGUUGGUAGAGUGAUUUGUCUGGUUAAUUCCGUUAACGAAUGAGACCUCAGCCUGUUAAAUAGGCAUGCGAACGCUCGCGUUCGCAGCUGAAUUCUUAAAGGGAAUAUUGGCGUUUAGCCAACUGUAAGCUUGAGGCAAUAACAGGUCUGUGAUGCCCUUAGAUGUUCUGGGCCGCACGCGCGCUACACUGAUGAAUUCAACGAGCUCACCCUUGACCGAGAGGUCCAGGAAAUCUCUGAAAAUUCAUCAUGAUGAGGAUAGAUCGUUGCAAUUAUUGAUCUUCAACGAGGAAUACCUAGUAAGCGUGAGUCAUCAGCUCGCGUUGAUUACGUCCAUGCCCUUUGUACACACCGCUUGUCGCUCCUACCGAUUGAAUGAUCCGGUGAAGUUUACGGAAAGCGACGACGCUGACGGUCACCCGUCGGUGACGCUGCCUGAAGUUCAUUAAACCUUAUCAUUUAGAGGAAGGAGAAGUCGUAACAAGGUUGCCGU
Messenger RNA from Closterium sp. NIES-67, 3439 nucleotides. NCBI's taxonomy places the organism in Eukaryota, Viridiplantae, Streptophyta, Zygnematophyceae, Desmidiales, Closteriaceae. The record is from the annotation of a GenBank genome assembly.